This is a messenger RNA of Cryptococcus deneoformans JEC21, 593 nucleotides long. RefSeq lists its product as hypothetical. The transcript has 2 exons. Gene Ontology annotation, cellular component: cytoplasm. Gene Ontology annotation, molecular function: sulfiredoxin activity. Lineage: Eukaryota; Fungi; Basidiomycota; Tremellomycetes; Tremellales; Cryptococcaceae. The coding region runs from base 92 to 520 and encodes 142 amino acids. Gene Ontology annotation, biological process: cellular response to oxidative stress. The record is from RefSeq and is a predicted model, not a curated record.
GUCAAUUACAUUCUUUUGUCCUCUCUCUCAUAAUCAAGUUAAUCAUUUAAAAGAUCAUACAGCAGCACCCAUAAAGCGAAAACAGACAAAUAUGUCCACCCUCGCAGAACAAACGACUGAUACCCAAGGCCCUUCUUGCCUGCCGACCGAACUCCAGCCUCAGGCAACCAACAACCCCACUUCUUCUGUAUUUUCCCGGGCCGAGGAUGUGCCGGUGUACAAUGUUCCAAUGAGAGUCAUCAACCGGCCUCUCCCCAGUGAGCUAGAUGAGAAUAAAGUGAAAACUUUCAUGGCCGAAAUGGAGCGCGGUGACCCUUUCACCCCGAUAGAAAUCGUUAAAGUCAAGGCGCCACUCAAGACUGAUCCUACAGGGACCCCCCAAGUCUUCUAUUUCGCCAUGGGAGGGUGUCACAGAUACGAAGCUACUAAAAGAUUGGGAUGGGAAACAAUAAGAGCGAGGAUUAUUGAUGUUCCUGCCAAUCAGAUGAGAAUUUAUCUGGGGGCUGGGUCGCCUUUCUAGAUGUUAUGAGUUUGACGCCUAGAUGCCUAAUCAAUGUAUGAAUGCCUUUUCCUAUGUCAGAACUAGCAAGAGA